CUCUGUGUGUUUGUCUCAGUGUCUCUGUUGUGGCUGGAUGAGUCCAGCUCAGCUUAGUGAGCUGCAAACAUGUACAUCUGGUUCACAGUGUUGGCCGGACUGGCCAUCCUGUCCUUCUCUUUCCUCAAAACACUUUUCCCUUACUUUGACGCAGACUGUGCGUACAUCCUGCGGAGCCUCAAACUCGGUGCCAGACUCGUCAAGUACAAGAAAAACAAGCCCUUCUACAGCAUCCUGGACUGUUUCUUGGACGCAGCGAGGAGACACCCCACGAAGACAUUUGUGCACUUUGAAGGUCGAGAUUUUUCUUAUGGCGAAGUGGACAAGCAGAGCAGCAAAGUGGCCAGAGCGCUGCAGGCUGCAGCUCAGCUGAAGGAGGGCGACACUGUGGCCAUGUUUCUCCCCAACGAACCCAGUUUCAUAUGGACUUGGCUCGGUUUGGCCAAACUGGGCUGUGUGGCUGCUCUGCUCAACUUCAACAUCAGGUCCAAGUCUCUGCUGCACUGUUUCUCCUGCUGUGGAGCUAAAGUCAUCAUCUCCUCUGCAGAGCUGCUGGACGCCGUGGAGGAGGUUCUGCCGACGCUCAGAGAGCAGGGCAUCCGCGUGUAUCUGCUGUCGGAAAGCUGUGGGAUCCAGGGCAUCGACUCGUUGUCUGACCAGAUCACUCAGGCCUCAGAUCAGCCUCUGUCCCCAGACCUCAGGGCCAACGUCAAUAUCAGGAGCACGGCUCUGUACAUCUACACGUCAGGCACCACAGGUUUGCCUAAAGCAGCUGUCGUCUCCCAUGAGAGAGUGUGGGCCGCCUCCUUCAUCCAGGCAGCAUGUGGGAUCACAGCAGAGGACAUUUUCUACAUCAACCUUCCUCUCUAUCACAGCGCAGGCUUCCUCAUCGGGAUGGCCGGAGCCAUUGAGAGAGGUAUGACCAUCAUUCUGAGGAGAAAGUUCUCUGCCUCUCAGUUUUGGGACGACUGCAGGAAAUAUAACGUGACAGUGAUGCAGUACAUCGGUGAAACGAUGCGCUACCUCUGCAACACACCCAAGAAAGACAACGACAAGAGCCACAAAGUGAAGAUUGCCAUUGGAAACGGCGUCAGGACAGACAUUUGGACAGAGUUCCUCAAUCGCUUCGGUGACAUUCAAGUCAGGGAGCUGUAUGCUGCCACAGAGGGAAACAUUGGCUUCAUUAACUACACGUCCAAGAUCGGUGCUGUGGGACGGGUCAAUUUCAUCCAGCGGUUUUUCUUUCCUCACGCUUUGAUCAAGUUUGACAUUGAGAAGGAGGAGCCAAUCAGGAACUCUGAAGGUCUGUGCAUCAAAGCAGCCAGAGGUGAAACGGGACUCUUGGUAGGAAAGAUAACGCAGAGGUCUCCAUUUAUUGGCUACGCUGGGAACCAGCACCAGACGGAGAAGAAGAGGCUCCGCAAUGUGUUUAAAAAGGGCGACCUUUACUUCAACACGGGAGAUUUGCUUCUGUUUGACCACGAGAACUUUGUCUACUUCCAGGAUCGAGUUGGUGACACUUUCAGGUGGAAAGGAGAAAACGUUGCAACGUCUGAGGUCGCAGACAUUCUCACAAUGGCUCAUUGCAUUUCAGAGGCAAACGUCUAUGGUGUGAAAGUUGAAGGUCAUGAAGGACGCAUCGGCAUGGCUGCUGUCACUCUGCAAGACGGAGAAGAGUUGGACUGUUCAGACGUUUACAAACAGGUCGUCAACUACCUCCCUGCCUACGCAAGACCCCGAUUCAUCAGGAUUCAGGCCUGCCUGGAGUUGACCGGAACAUUCAAGAUGAAGAAAGUGAAGUUGGUGGAGGAGGGAUUCGACCCGGCGCACAUCGAAGACCGUCUAUACUUCCUCGAUGCGGGGGAAAAAACCUACGUUCCGCUCACUGAGGACAUCUGUGCAGCAAUAGUGUCCAGGCAAAUCAAACUCUAACACAGGAUGGAACAACUCGUCUAUUAACUAAUAUUUAACAGACCUUUUUUGUUUUGUUUUUUUAAAAAACAGUCAACUAAUCUCAGGGGACUUUAAAACAUUACACCGAGUUGAAAGAUUUUUUGUGGAUCAACAGCUAUUGUCCACUUCCAGUUUUGUAAAUGUCCUUCUUAAUUCUGACUGUUGUACUUUUUAUGAUUAAACUUUGGUAAUUCUUUCA
This is a messenger RNA of Solea solea (common sole), 2152 nucleotides long. RefSeq names its product long-chain fatty acid transport protein 2-like. The transcript has 10 exons. The record is from RefSeq and is a predicted model, not a curated record. Lineage: Eukaryota; Metazoa; Chordata; Actinopteri; Pleuronectiformes; Soleidae. Gene Ontology annotation, molecular function: long-chain fatty acid transmembrane transporter activity; long-chain fatty acid-CoA ligase activity. The coding region runs from base 70 to 1932 and encodes 620 amino acids.